This is a messenger RNA of Orbilia oligospora ATCC 24927, 780 nucleotides long. RefSeq lists its product as uncharacterized. The record is from RefSeq and is a predicted model, not a curated record. Gene Ontology annotation, molecular function: hydrolase activity. Bases 1 to 780 code for a protein of 259 amino acids. Lineage: Eukaryota; Fungi; Ascomycota; Orbiliomycetes; Orbiliales; Orbiliaceae. The transcript is spliced from 7 exons.
AUGUUGAUCAAAGAGUCUUUCGAGGAUGUCAAGACCUCCGGAGGCACCUCCAUGAGAGUGUUUCUCUUCGAGCCCUCGAUCCCCAAUUACCCAAAUGCGAAAUUCCCAGUAACCGGACCGGUCGCACGGUUUGCAAGGCAGAUAUGUAGCCAAGGCUAUGUGUGCGCAGCCCCAUCGUCCUACCAUGAUUUCGAGGGGCCAGAGCCUUUCCCCUAUGAUGAGCCUGGAACAGACCUAGGCAACAAAUUGAAAAUCACGAAAACAGUGGAAAGCUAUGAUGAAGACGCCCGGCUGUGCGUCGACCUCCUCUUGUCAAAGAAGAAUUCGAACGGCAAGGUUGGGGCGACUGGUAUGUGCUUGGGUGGUCACCUCGCGCUACGUUGCGCAUUCGACACGAGAGUAACCGCUAGCGUUUGCUAUUUCCCCACUGAUAUCCAUUCUUCGUCGUUGGGGUUGGGUAAGAACGAUAACUCCCUUUCCGUCAUGACGACUAUUAAAGGUGAAGUUAUCCUUAUUUUCGGAAAGAAGGAUAACCACGUUAGUCCGGAAGGCAGGGACUUGAUUCGCAAAACACUACAUGAUGCUGGUGUCGAUUUCACUUUCUUAGAAAUCUCUGGGGCAGCCCACGCAUUUAUCCGCGAUGAGAGUAGCAAGGGACGAUAUGAUGCUGCGACAACCAAGUACUGCUUUGAACUCCUCUCGGAGCUGUUCAAUCGGAAAUUGAAAUUGGAUCUUGGAGAGUAUGAGGAUAAAGUACAUCCUAUCAAAGAUGUUUGUUAA